AUGGACGGCGCCAAAUUGCUCUUCCCCGGCAGCAACUUCGGUGGAGGUUGGGCAAGAGAACGCAGCGGCGCGCGUCCCUGUCGCCCGGGGGCAGAGCGUGAGCCGGCGGUGCGGUUUGCGCUGGGCGGCCGCCGCGCGGCCAGCGGCGGAGGCACGCAGACGCAGCUGGCCGCUCCGCUCGUGACCCGCGAACCAGGAAGCCGGCGGGCGGAGCCGCGCGGUGGCAGGUGCGACCCCGCCCAGGCCGCGGCCACGCCGUGCCACGCCGCGGGCCGCGGGCCGCCGGCCGGUGAAAGGCGGCGGCGCGGGAUGCGCAGGGCGGGUCAGCGCGCGCCGCCCGGACCCUCCCCGUCACUACCGCAGCGCGCCCAGCCGCCGAUACCGGUGGCGGAGAGGUGUGCGUUGCGGAUGAUGCCGCUGGCGAGCGCGCCUAACGGAGCGGCGUGGUGUGCUGUUGCAGAGAGCGAGGGGCAGCCGCGCCGGCCGGCCGCCUGCCCUAUGAGCCUGGUGGCCGCGACGUGGGCCAGCGGCUGCAGCAGCGCGCUCCUUGGCGUCGGCGUCGGCGUGGGGCUCCUGCAGCACGGGCCCGCCGCACAUGCCAUGCGCGAGAAGGACUCGUCGCCGCGCAAGAUGCUGCUCGCGUCGGGCGGGCACAGCUCGCCCAAGCAGGCGGCCGUCUACCCGCUGUCGGUGCGCGUGCCCGAGGAGGGCCGCCAGGCUGCAGCUGCCGCGGGCCCGCCCGACCACCACGACCUGCCCUUCGACCUGUCGCGCCACAACGCGGGCGCGGGGGCGGCGGCCGCGGGUGCCGGCGCUGCGGGGGCGGGCCCGGGCGCCCAGCAGAUGGCGGGCGCGCCGCACAUGUCGCCCGCGGGCCACCCGCCACCGCAGCACGACGACCAGCCACUCGACCUGCGCCUCGACCACAAGAAGGGCGCCAUCGCCGCGGGGCGUCGCCACCAGGUCGAGGACGAGAACCGCAACGUCAUCGUGGGCUCCCCGUCGCCGUCGCCACCCGCCGGACGCGCCUCUUCCGCCUCGUCCGGAGGCAGCGGUGACGAGAACAGAGAACAGAGACAGUCCAGUCCUUCCGCAUCCUCCGUGGCGAACAGCCUCAAAUCCCCCGUGGGCUCUCCCGGCAUAGGCCACUACCCUGUCUUCCUUUCGCACCAGCCCAUUCACCCUCUAAUGCUGGAGGCGAUGUGCCGCGCCAACAAGGAAGGAGCCGGCGCACGGUUACCUCUCGCCUAUCCAGUCAGCCCCCCUGGCUAUCACUCCCCACGAACUCCCUACGCUUUCCUGAGUCCCAAUUCACUGCUCAACGGCCACUCUUCGCCCACCGGUGUCUCGCCAGCGGCCGGGUUCGAAAUGCUGCGCCACCCACUGGCUCAGCAGCAGCAACAGCAACAACAACAGCAAACCCAACAGCAACAACACGCCCAAACCACCAAGCAGGUAACUGUGCCCGCUUCGCCAGUGGGGAACUUCGCCGAAGCUGCCACUGGCGCCCAGACCAACGGAGGAAGUGGCGUCGCAGCAUCAGCGGGCGGAAAAAUUAAGGACCGCUACGCUUGCAAGUUCUGCGGCAAGGUGUUCCCUCGAUCUGCCAAUCUGACACGCCACCUACGCACACAUACGGGGGAGCAGCCGUACAAGUGCAAGUACUGCGAGCGCUCCUUCAGCAUCUCGUCCAACCUGCAGCGGCACGUGCGCAACAUCCACAACAAGGAGAAGCCGUUCAAGUGCCCGCUCUGUGACCGCUGCUUCGGCCAGCAGACGAACCUAGACCGCCAUCUGAAGAAGCACGAGGCGGACGGACCCACGAUCUUGGACGAGCAGCAGCAGCAGCAGCACGCGCGUGUGUUGGGCCCUCUGGCGGAGGACGCUUGCUUCGAGGAGAUCCGCUCGUUCAUGGGCAAGGUGACGGCCGACGGCCGGCUGGUGGCUCCGCCCGCGCUGGCCGCCGCGCAGCUGCGACACGCCGCCGCCGCCGCUGCCGCCGCGGCUGCAGCUGCGGGGGCGUCGGGCGGCGCUCACUUCUCGCCGCUGGCGCCGUUGCACCGCCUGCACGCCGACCAGCUGGGCCGGCGCUGCAUCACGCCGCCGCCCUUCGACGCGUCGGCUGCCGCGCGCUGCGCCAACACCGACGCGGCCAAGCUGGGCCGUUCCUUCUCCAGUAGUGACAAGGACAAUAUGUCUUCCAGAUCGUCGUCGUCCUCGCUGGCCGGGUCAUCACUGUCUCCUCCACGAGUCCCUUCGCCGAAGGACGAUGUCCCUCACAAGUCCCCCGCCAACGACACGACUACCUCUGCACAGGAGGACCGUCCGUCCUCUAACCCACCGUCCAACAAUGGCAGCAGUCAUGCUGAAAACAUUACAGAACCGUCGCCACCACCAGCUUCGCCCAACAACAAUACGUGA
Molecule: messenger RNA, 2421 nt
Organism: Schistocerca serialis cubense
Lineage: Eukaryota; Metazoa; Arthropoda; Insecta; Orthoptera; Acrididae
Product: PR domain zinc finger protein 13
Exons: 4
Coding region: 1-2421 (806 amino acids)
Biological process (GO): regulation of transcription by RNA polymerase II
Cellular component (GO): nucleus
Molecular function (GO): RNA polymerase II cis-regulatory region sequence-specific DNA binding; DNA-binding transcription activator activity, RNA polymerase II-specific
Source: RefSeq, a predicted model, not a curated record